Messenger RNA from Darwinula stevensoni, 3993 nucleotides. NCBI's taxonomy places the organism in Eukaryota, Metazoa, Arthropoda, Ostracoda, Podocopida, Darwinulidae. The record is from the annotation of a GenBank genome assembly.
CCAAAAACCCCAUAGAGAGCUUGGUGAUGAUCGAGGCAGGGCUUCCGCGUCUUUCCGCUGUUCGCCCGAUUUCCAAACAUACCGUUCCCCGUGCUGAUGGCAGGAAACUUCUGGCAGAGCUCGCACUAUCAACAAUGGCUCCUUGAUAAGCAAGACUUGCUUCGCGAGCGACACGGUGACUUGCAGAUUUUUUCUGAGGAGGAGUAUCAGAAGAUCAUAAUCUUUUUUGCUAACUUUAUUCAAGUGUUGGGAGAACAGCUGAAACUGAGGCAACAGGUGAUUGCAACAGCAACAGUGUAUUUCAAGAGGUUUUAUGCUCGUAAUUCCCUCAAGUGCAUCGAUCCCUUGCUGCUUGCACCCACGUGUGUGUUCCUUGCCUCCAAAGUUGAGGAGUUUGGUGUCAUUUCCAGCAAUCGACUCAUAUCCACCUGUCAAGCUGUUGUGAAGAACAAGUUGAGCUACGCAGUGAACCAAGAGUACGCAUAUCGGACGUCCCACAUCCUAGAAUGCGAGUUCUACCUUCUAGAGAUGCUCGAUUGCUGUCUGAUUGUCUACCAACCAUACAGGCCCUUAAUUCACUAUGCCCAGGACAUGGUUCCCGGGGAUGAGAAUUUGCUAUCUUUGGCCUGGCGAAUCGUCAAUGACAGUCUCCGCACCGAUGUCUGCCUUCUCUAUCCACCUUACAUGAUUGCCCUUGGUGCCCUGCAUAUGGCAUGUGUGGUCACAUCCAAGGAAGGAGCCAAGCAGUGGUUUGCUGAGCUGAGCGUGGACCUGGAACAGGUCCUCGAAAUCACCCGACACCUCCUUGCACUCUAUGAGCUGUGGAAGCACUUUGACGAGAAGAAGGAAGUUCAACAUCUCCUGUCCCGCAUGCCCAAACCCCGAAACCAGCCAUCUAGACCCCCAUCCCAGGCACAAGUGCAGGACCCUAACUCCAUGGGCCAGGACUCCAUGAAUCAAAACUCUCAGGGCAAUUCCCUUAACAACCAGAAUGGGUGUGUGUCCUCACAAGUGGAUGUCCAGUUUUCCACUCAGAUUGUAGAAGGUGAAUACAUCAUUGCAUUCACUGGUUACUACAAAGCAGAGACUCGACGCCAAUACAUUCGAGCUGCUUUGGGUAAACUCAGCGUUCCCUGGCAGAUCCAAGAACGAAAUAAUCCUGCCAGUGACUAUCCAAGUGACUUUGACCUUGUGAAAUUCGAAGGAGAGUGUGGGAAAACAUGUAUGGAUUCUUUGCUUGGGCAUCCGUGUAUAAAACGUGUCACACCACAGCGACUGGUCACACGGACCUUGACAUAUCACGAUGAAAAUGAUUCCCUACUCUACUACAACGAAAGUGAUGGUCAUGCAACACCGUUCUGUCAUAACAGGAAGCUAUUCCUCAACAAUCAUUCCCGGUACCGUUCGCGCAAGCUGCUUCGUUCGAUCCCACAUCAAAUCACGACUGUGCUUCAAGCCGAUGUGUUGUGGAAUGCAGGUGUUACUGGUGCAGGGGUGAAGGUGGCUGUAUUUGACACAGGUUUGUCAAAGAACCACCCUCACUUCAAGAAAAUCAAGGAGAGGACAAACUGGACUAAUGAAAAAACCCUUGAUGAUGGAUUAGGGCAUGGGACCUUUGUAGCUGGGGUAAUUGCUUCGCACAAGCAAUGCCUUGGCUUUGCACCUGAUGCCGAACUCCACAUUUUCCGUGUUUUCACCAAUAACCAAGUGUCAUACACGUCUUGGUUCUUAGAUGCAUUCAACUAUGCAAUUCUAAAGAAAAUCAAUGUCCUGAAUCUGAGUAUUGGUGGACCAGAUUUUAUGGAUCACCCCUUUGUGGACAAGGUGUGGGAAUUGACUGCCAAUGGGGUAAUAAUGGUCUCUGCAAUCGGAAAUGAUGGCCCUCUCUAUGGCACCCUAAACAACCCAGCAGAUCAAAUGGAUGUGAUUGGAGUGGGUGGGAUAAAUUUUGAAGAUCAAAUUGCCAAGUUUUCCUCACGAGGGAUGACAACGUGGGAGUUACCGGAAGGGUAUGGCCGGGUGAAGCCCGACAUUGUUACUUAUGGCCUAUAUGUUCAGGGAUCAAGUGUGAAAGGAGACUGUCGCUCACUGUCAGGAACCAGUGUUGCCUCUCCUGUGGUUGCUGGAGCUGUGACCCUUCUUGCUAGUGGUGUUCUCCACCGUGGGAAUAUCAUCAAUCCAGCCAGCAUGAAGCAGGCCUUGAUGGCCUCAGCCCGUCGUUUGCCAGGAAUCAACAUGUUUGAGCAGGGUCAUGGGAAAUUGGACCUCUUGAGAGCUUUCCAGCUUCUCACAUCUUACAAACCACAGGCAAGCCUAAGUCCAAGUUACAUUGACUUGACGGAGUGUCCGUACAUGUGGCCAUAUUGCACUCAACCAUUAUAUCAUUCUGCAAUGCCAUCUAUUGUCAAUGUGACAAUAUUGAAUGGAAUGGGGGUGUCAGGGCGACUUGUUGAACCACCAAAAUGGUAUCCAUAUAUACCACAGAAUGGUGAUUACCUUGAUCUGUCAUUUUCAUAUCCAGAAGUCCUUUGGCCCUGGUCUGGUUUCCUAGCAAUCCAUAUUAAAGUAUCUGAGGCAGGUCGAGACUGGGAGGGGAUUGCCCAGGGACAUGUGAAUAUCAUUAUUGAGUCGCCACCUGAAGACGGAGAAGAGCAGCCGCGAAGAUCAAAUUUGACCUUGCCUUUGAGGGUAAAGGUCAUCCCAACCCCACCUCGUCAUAAGCGCCUACUCUGGGACCAGUUCCACAACCUUCGCUACCCACCUGGGUACUUCCCACGUGACAAUCUACGCAUGAAAAAUGAUCCUCUGGAUUGGAAUGGUGAUCACAUUCACACCAACUUCAAAGACAUGUACCAGCACCUGAGAAAUGCUGGAUAUUAUAUUGAGGCCCUGGGGUAUCCAUACACAUGCUUCAAUGCCAGCAAUUAUGGCACUCUGCUUUUGGUUGAUUCAGAAGAGGAGUUUUUUCCUGAAGAGAUGGCCAAACUGCGUGGUGAUGUUGACAAUGGUCUCUCACUUAUUGUCUUUGCUGAUUGGUACAACACAACUGUGAUGAAGAAAGUGAAGUUCUACGAUGAAAACACGCGGCAAUGGUGGCUGCCAGACACGGGUGGAGCAAACAUCCCAGCUAUCAAUGAUCUUUUGGCAUCAUGGGGCAUUGCAUUUGGUGACACAGUCCUUGAUGGUGAAUACACUCUUGGACAUCAUCAGAUGUAUUAUGCAUCAGGAACUAACAUAGCUCGCUUUCCCGAAGAGGGACGGGUCAUUGUACAAACCUUGAAGGACCAAGGUGUAGAGGUCCUUGAGGGUGACACAACUGUCUCUGAGAAAGGUGCCAUUUUGGGCACUUUCCAAAGCAAGUCAACUGAGAGUUCUGGUCGCCUUGUGGUCUACGGAGACUCCAACUGCUUGGACAAUGCACAUCAGCAGAAAGACUGUUUCUGGCUGCUUGAAGCCAUGUUGGAGUAUACCUCAAGUGGGAAACUCCCAGCUGUCUUGUCUGAUUCAAGUGAAUCACCCUUGCCACCCUUACUGGAACUCCCACAGCGAAUGAAGGGGUCGCAUCUGCAUCGCUAUAGUAAAGUCUUAGAGAGCAACCUGGGAUCGUCCGAUGACACGAUGGGGCAUGCCCGACCGAUUCCCGGUUGUCCAAAACUUGAGUUGGCACUGCCAAUUCCAAUCAACAUGUCUGCCCCUACAAACUUAUUCAAAACAACCAGGCUCCUUUCAGUUGCGCCGGGUUGGGAAGCACCGCUUCACCUGAGGCACAAGCUGCAGAUUGGCAUGGAACCACUGCAUUCAGACUUCCCUAUGCUUUUACAAGCUGAGCGUGCAGCCCAUACCCCAACAAUUCCUGUGUAUCUUUGGCUAGCCAUGCUGGCAGUGAUGGUGGUACUCCUCUACCGUUUCUACAUGUACUGGAACAGGCCGAGGCGGAAGCGUACCCGCUUCAAGAAGCUCCUUCGGGUCUUUGUCCCUCAGAAUAAUGUGUAA